Molecule: messenger RNA, 567 nt
Organism: Suillus bovinus
Lineage: Eukaryota; Fungi; Basidiomycota; Agaricomycetes; Boletales; Suillaceae
Exons: 6
Coding region: 1-567 (188 amino acids)
Source: RefSeq, a predicted model, not a curated record
AUGAGACUAUUGGAAAGUUCGGGGUCAACAGUCACUCUACGCUUGAGCUGCGUGCUCUGUUUCAAUUCCUGCAAAAAUUAUUGUCACUUGAGGCUCGAGCCACGCGCUCCAUUUCGAUUCCUGCAAAACUGGCUCUUUGCCCUCUUCAAGAAGCCCAGUAAUCCUGCUCCCACUCUCGCCUUUGUUUUGUCUGCUCUCACCAUCCUUUUGUCUGCUCUUGCCAUCCUUUUGUCUGCUCUCGCCUCCGCUUCUUCUGCCAAUGCCUCAGCUCUGAUUGCAGCCUCCGCCCAGACAGUCACAUCUCCCCACUUAAUACAUUUUGCUAAGGAACUCACUAGUUCCUUAUUCUCCUUACCUGCCUUAAGACUAUUUUUAAGUAACUUUAAUUCUGAACAACUAUCCAAGGUACUGGGAUGUCGACUUCAGGGGUCUCUGUCCAAUUUCCGCCAUAUCUUCAGUGUUGUGCUAAGUGCACACAGUCACAAAGAGGAAUUAAUCAACCCUCAGGACCCUUCAGCAGAUGCUACACAAGUAGCCAAUGGACUUUGGGUAUGGUCCAAUGAAUGA